AUGAAGUAUUUGGAGGAACCCCAAUUGUCGUGGCUUAACUCUGUCCUUGGGAGCUACGAGAUUGGUGACCGUGUACUUAAUGGUAAAUUGGAGACAUAUUCAUGCAAGAAAGCAGGUAGUGACAAGCGUUUGGCCAAAAGUCUGGAGCUUUAUUACCAGCAGGAGAUCGAGGCUUCAGCCACUGAUCUCUUGGGCUCGUCCCCAUUGGGACCUCUCGCUGCCCCUGCUACACGCAAAUUGCUUAUCAAUCUCAUCUCGACAAUGAAUGCGAGUUUUCCAGACUAUGAUUUUAGUACUGUUAAGCCUGAACAAUUCCGAAAAGAAUUGGAUUUUCGGAUAGCGCUGCAGUGCAUUAAUCAUGAUUUGGCUGAAUUACUGGAAGCUGAGGGCAAUGGUUUUGUUGAAAAGAUGUGGGAGGACAUAGCUGAGGCUAUUAAACUCGACGAGUGUGAUGUGUACAGCUACAUUCCUGAUAUGGACUCGGACCCUUUUUCAGAUGGCAAUUUAUGGUCGUUCAACUACUUUUUCUACAACAAAGUGCAGAAGAAAGUGCUUUAUUUUACGUGCAUUUGCAAGGGAUUGACCUAUGAUACUGAUACUGACGAUGAAACAAUGGAGGAACCUACUGCUAUGGACGACGACGGAGAAGAUGUUAUGGAGGACUACUUUGGCAUGUCACCGGAUUGGCUGGACACGCAGUCGGAAGAAACGGCACAGUCAUCGUGCUCCACAGCUGCUGCUGCUUUUCAACGUUCUACUGUAUUAUUGAAUAAUGUAUGCUUCAUUUUGCACUGGAAUGAUAUUCGCGUGAUUGUUCGUAGCGUAGACAAGAAAUGCGGCGUUGAGACAACGUUGUAG
Messenger RNA from Peronospora farinosa, 858 nucleotides. The record is from the annotation of a GenBank genome assembly. Lineage: Eukaryota; Oomycota; Peronosporomycetes; Peronosporales; Peronosporaceae.